GUUUGCUACAAUGGAAGACAGCCAAAGGAAUUCACAGAGAGCAAAUCAGCGCUCACCGCGUGCGAGAAGCUGCGCGAGGUCACUCGGUCAGUGAAGUCGGCCUUGUGCCUGUUUGUUGCUCAGCCCGACAGCAGCACAGCACGCGCGUUGCCAUGUGAAGUUCGCGCAAUCACGCGCAUUGCCAGGUGAAGUUCGCGCAACCACGUUGCAGCGAGUGAAGUUCACGCUGCGCUAGGCAGCAGAGUCGGUGAGUGUGCGGCGCGCUCUUACUAUGCUGCCGAGCAGGCAUAAGAAGAGCCCGACGCUCAACCCUCUGCGCUUCCUCUUCUCCAUCGCUGCUCCACUGCUCUCGCACGCAACCUUUGCCAGCAACGCCAGCACAGCCAUUGCGUCCCCCAUCUACAACGCCAUGUCGUCCUCUGCUGCUACCAUCGCGAUGCCGUCCGAGGCGAAGCUCCGCAACACGGGCGGCCCAGCGUUUACGCUUCGCGCGUUCGAUAGCGCUGGCGGCAACUACACGAUGCCUGAGCGCGGCGAAGCCUACGACAUGCGCCAGUUCAGCGACAGCACCGCGUCUGUCGGCCACCUCUAUCUCCACCCUGGCACGCGCCGCCCGCCCAUUCCUCCCUACGCUGAGCUCCAGGCGUUCGCUGCAGCCAACCCCAGCAUGCCCAUCGUCGUCGACCACGACCGCAGCGACGGCAACCCGUGCGAGUAUCCCCACAUCGUCCUCGCCACGCUUGAGAUCAACACCGACGUUGUCAAGACCAGCCGGCUGCUCCUCGACGCCAACAACGUCCCCACGAUCCGGCUCUACACUGUGGCGGCAGAUAACGCGUUCAGGGCGUUCGACCCCGCAACCCACCACAAGAACGGCAGGCAGUACGAGGGCAUCGACAUCCUUGACUGGGGCAUGGUCAACUUUGACGAGGAGUACCAGGCCAACACGCUGGUGGGCACCUUCCGCAAGAUCUUCACCGACCUGAACUGGUAGGCCCUAGCAGCGGACGGCAGGCAGCUCGGGUGGAAGUCAGGCAGCUUGGGCAGAAGUCGGGUUAUCAUCAAGUAGUUCUUCCAAAUCAAAGCUUCUCCC
This is a messenger RNA of Boeremia exigua, 1093 nucleotides long. RefSeq lists its product as uncharacterized. The coding region runs from base 272 to 994 and encodes 240 amino acids. Lineage: Eukaryota; Fungi; Ascomycota; Dothideomycetes; Pleosporales; Didymellaceae. The transcript has 2 exons. The record is from RefSeq and is a predicted model, not a curated record.